Archocentrus centrarchus (flier cichlid) is the source of this 1458-nucleotide messenger RNA. RefSeq names its product protein ANTAGONIST OF LIKE HETEROCHROMATIN PROTEIN 1. The transcript is spliced from 2 exons. The record is from RefSeq and is a predicted model, not a curated record. NCBI's taxonomy places the organism in Eukaryota, Metazoa, Chordata, Actinopteri, Cichliformes, Cichlidae. The coding region runs from base 28 to 1260 and encodes 410 amino acids.
CGGAAACUGAAGCCGACGCGCACAAACAUGGCAGAACACGCUUCCCUUUUGCAGACUUUGUCUCUUGCGCUGAGAACACAUUUUACCCUCCAAACGCAACUGCUGCAGCAUCUGUGCGCGGCGCAGAGAGAGAGGCACAGACGGCGGUUACGAGCAAGACGACAGAUAAUCCUGCGACUCAUUAGAGGACGGAGACCUCCCGUUGCAUGGGCUCAUCCACGUGCACAUCACUGGUGGGACGUGGUUGUUCCUGGAUUCACCUCCGCGCAGUUCAUCCAUAAUUUCAGAGUCUCACCAGAGUCUUUCGACUACAUCUGCAGCCGUCUGAGCCAUGCACUUCAAAGGAAGAACACCAACUACAGACUGUGUGUGCCGGUACGAAAACGAGUUGCCAUUGCCAUUUGGAAGCUUGCCACAAACAGCGAGUACAGAGCCGUCAGUCAUCUUUUUGGGGUAGGCAUAAGCACAGUUUUCAACUGUGUGCAGGACUUCUGCAGUGCUGUAAUUGAGGUGCUUCUCCCUGAACACAUAACAUUCCCUGAUACUGGGAAGCUGGUGGAGAUGGCCAGUUAUUUCAGUAGCCACUGGGGAGUACCACAAUGUGUCGGAGCAGUUGACAUCAGCCACAUACCUAUAAAAACACCAGAGGAGUAUCCUCGGGAUUAUUUUAACCGUAAAGGAUGGCAUUCAGUAAUAUUGCAAGCAGUUGUGGAUGGCAAAGGCCUCUUCUGGGAUGUGUGUGUGGGCUAUCCGGGGAGUGUACAUGCCACACAAGUACUACAGCAGUCCCAGCUAUGGGAAAAGUUGAGUGAUGGUCAGCUGUUAAACCAAAACAAAAUGAGCAUCUCUGGGCGUGACAUUGGACAUUACCUCCUUGGAGACCCAGCUUACCCCCUACAAGCUUGGCUCAUGAAGCCAUUUUCUGACACGGGCAGACUAACAACACAGCAGCAGAUAUACAACUACAGCAUAAGUGGUGCGAGGUCAGUUGUAGAGAUGGCAUUCGGUAGGCUAAAGGGCCGAUGGAGGUGUCUCUUAAAAAGGAGUAACUGCAAUCUGAAACUGACAAAGAAGAUGGUGUUGGCUUGCUGUGUGCUUCACAACAUUUGUGAGGAACGUGGUGAUCACUUCAGGGAAGACCUUCAAACCAUGCACGUGAACGUGGAGCCACCUCUACAGGUACUACCUGAGCAGGGACAGCCAGAAGGAGCUACUGUAAGAGCUGUCUUAAUGGACUACUUCAGUUGGCAGGAACAGUGAUCUGUUCAGCAGUUUUACAGAGUGGAAAUGAUUCACUCUGCCAAUAAAACCUUCCUGAAAGAAUGUGGAAUAAAGCAGCCAAUGAUGUUUUAGCAAUGUACAUUUUAUUUACAAAACUGUGACUUGUGUGUCCAGUGCAAUGGAGCAUAUUCAAAACUGUCUGUUUAAAAAAAUAAAAUGUGUCCACAUGUAACCGAA